UUUUCCUUUUAUAGAUAAAAAAAAAUAUUGUAAAUUUUAUUCAACAUGUCGCGUUCAAGUAUUUUGUUUAAUAAUUCCUCAGUGAAUUUAGAGACUAAAAAGUUUAAUUAACCCAAAAAGAACAAAAGCCGCUAAAAAAUAAUUUAUAAAAAGUGUUAAGUAAAGUCUAUCAAAAGACAAUAAUAAGUCGUUAAAACAUCGCGUGUUUUGUAAUUUUUCUUAUUGUGUGGGGUUAAUUAAAAAAAUUAAAAUAAAAUAAAAGUGCAAUCAGAUAGAAAAAUUAAACGGAAAAGUGCAAUAAAAACAAGGAAGACACAUACAUUCCAGAGAGAGAGAGAGAGAGAGAGAGAGAGUAACCCCCUCAAUCUCUUUUACGAAUAUAUAUUUAUAUAUAUCACAGUUUUCGACCAUUCCAUUCAGUUUUAAUUCGAAUUUAUUUUUGACGGCUAAGUGCCUAAUGGCAAGUUCGCUUAACAAGACGAGACACAGGCGCAGAUUGGCUGCGAUCUCGUUUCUAUCGAAUAUCUCAUUAGAUGGCACACACAGGGAUACAAAAUUUGGCGCAACAUUCGGUAGCAGCAUCAUCUGCGGCACGCAGCAGCAUAAGCAUCCCAAUAACGCAGCGCAAACGUUGGGACAAAGUAACACAGGAUUUGGAGCCGGUGGCUAUCAUCAGCAUUAUCAACAACAUCAUCAACAACGAAGGCCGCAGCAGCACCAGCAACAGCAGCAGCAGCAAAAGCAAAAUCAUCACCAGAAACAGCAGCAGCAGCAGCAACAAUACCAACAACCGAAUGGAGCCGCAUCCAUAUUACUUUGCAAUGCCGAUAUCCAUAUGGGAGGCAGCGGAUCCACUGGCUCCACAAUCUGUGGCACCUUUGGAUUGGACGAUGAAAUCUCUGGCUCUCAGGCUACUGCCGCCAGUGAUGGUGAUGAGCAUUUUAGUGAAACUGAAAAUAUGGGUCAAUACUUGAUGAAUGUGCUAAUGCCAGCCGGCGGUGUCAUCAGCCAGAUGCAGCCGGUUGAGAGACGCAACAUAAAGCGACCCACAUCGGGCAGUGGCAAUAAUAGUAUGAGCAUCAAUAGGGGCAAGCAGCAAGAGCAGCCGCAACGCCCUUCGACAGCAGGCGGCAGCGGUGGAUCGGGUGCCGAGAGUGGCAGCGAUUCGGAUAGCAUAAAAAUACCGCUCAAAAUGUCCAAUUUGGGCAGCGGCGGUGCAGCUAAGCUAUUACCCCUAAGGGAACGCACUUUUAGCAAUGGGGCCGCAAGUGAGAAAAAUCUACAGCCCGAGAGACGGGCACGUUUGAAUACCGCACCGGGAAUGCGUGCAGGUGUCGCUUCUGUGGGUUCCUCCCAGAAUCCCAACAGCAUCAGCACCAAUAGCAUUCUAGUCGGUGGUGGAAACCUCAAACGUGGCUAUAUAUUGAGUGGUUCCAGCGUUAGUCACAUCACAGAUGAUAGCAGUACCGAGAGUUUGGCCCCCAUUGGUGGCAGUUUUCGCAAUAGCCUAAGUAAAUCGGUCCAAAUAAGCGAUAGUCGACGGGGAACAACAACACUUCAAGGACUAAAUGGUCAGCGGGAUGAGCGUAUGGUAUUGGUAUCGAGAAAAGUUCCAUUUUUCAUCUUUUCCGCUCUGCCCUAUUACAAGGGUAAAAAUGGAAGAGCUGAAUUCCGCAAGGAGGAUCGUCGUCGUCGUAAUCCAUCAACAUCACGUCCUUUGAGUUCAAUUAAUGAUGCUCCCUUUGAUCCUUUCGAUUUGCUGGGCAUACAAAAGGCCGAAAGUGGUCAGGACAUUUCUUAUGGCCAUUUAUUGAUACCCUCACGACAAUAUGAAAAGGAGCGCAAAAAGCAUGGCAAUGCCUCAACAAAUCCAUCUAUUUUUGAAAAUCAAAUGGAAAUUACCAGUACAGCAGCCCUUAAAAAUCAUGGCAUAGCGAGCACAAAAACCAUAACCAAACGUCAAGGCAAAUGGUGUUUCACAUAUGAGAAUAACAAUCGUAAUAAUGCGGCCAGUCCAACGCCUGAUCUUAAAUUGGAUAUGGAUAUGGAAAGCAUUAUAUUAGCUGGAGAUGCCAGAGGAUGUCAACAAUAUUCGGCCAGCAUUUUGGAUGAUCCGGAGCUAAUAGCUGGCAAACAUCGUACAUUGCUCACAUUUACCUCAUAUAUGACCUCGGUCAUUGAUUAUGUUAGACCCUCGGAUUUGAAGAAGGAGUUAAAUGAUAAAUUUCGUGAGAAAUUCCCACAAAUUCAAUUGACUUUAAGCAAACUAAGAAGUAUCAAACGGGAAAUGCGUCGGAUUAACAAACUGGAUACACGCAUCGAUUUGGUUACCAUAUCCCAGGCAUAUGUUUACUUUGAGAAAUUGAUUUUGGCCAAUUUGAUUAAUAAGAGCAAUCGCAAAUUAUGCGCCGGCGCCUGUUUGCUGCUCAGUGCCAAAAUGAAUGAUGUUAAAGGCGAUGCAUUGAAAUCGUUGAUUGAGAAAACGGAAAGUGUAUUCCGUUUGAAUCGCAAAGAGUUAAUAUCAUCGGAAUUUGCCGUUUUGGUGGCUCUGGAGUUUAGUCUGCAUGUGCCCAUGCAUGAGGUAUUGCCGCAUUAUCAACGUUUGCUCUAUGAAUCCUAGAAUUGGUCCACGCGCUGCGUCGAAAAAAUGCGUUUAAUGGCGGCAGCGCAGGCGGUGGGACAUCAUUUGCUCCGCAAGGGUAGUCGUAAAUGAAUUGAUAUGGGACAAUGGCCGUGGCAUACUUUACGGCUGAGAUGUGUACUUAAGAAGGCGUUGCCUACUUUACGGGUGUUGGGUUUAAUUCAUUUUUUUUUGGUGGAAAACAUAAUAUACAAUACAAUACAAUAAAAACAUAUUUACCUAUUACAUA
Molecule: messenger RNA, 2870 nt
Organism: Drosophila willistoni
Lineage: Eukaryota; Metazoa; Arthropoda; Insecta; Diptera; Drosophilidae
Product: CDK5 and ABL1 enzyme substrate 2
Exons: 8
Coding region: 458-2620 (720 amino acids)
Biological process (GO): regulation of cell cycle
Source: RefSeq, a predicted model, not a curated record